GGGCGGAGUCCAGGGCGGGCGCAGGCCGAGGGAGGGGGCGCGGUGUCUCUGGAGUCAGGCGCUCCCUCAGGCCGCGGACCCGAUGCUGACUGCUGCUGAUCCCGCGGCGGGGCCGGUGGGGAUGUGACGGGCAGUGCCUCGCCUCACCUGCGGUCCUUGGGCCCGUAGGUUACUGGGCGGCCCGCAGUCGGGCCGCGGCGGAGGAGGCAGCGUGACCUCCGCACGAGUAUCCUGUGGUUUCCUGCUUCUUUAAGCUUCUAACAUUUGCUACUGGUGCUGAUGCUGGGAUGUGACAUACCCUCUGGAGAGCAACCAGUCAGAAGUCUCCUUCCUUUUUAAAUUCUGUCAGAUUUUAAGAACAAAUGCAUCUUAUAGCUCAUGGAAGAAAAAACACAAAUCAAGACAUUUUUGGGUUCCAAACUACCAAAGUAUGGAACAAAAUCUGUGAGGAGUACACUGCAGCCAAUGUCAAAUGGGACACCUGUUAAUUUAUUGGGAACUUCCAAGAGUAGCAACGUCAAAAGUUAUAUAAAAAAUAAUGGCUCUGAUUGCCCAUCAUCCCAUUCAUUUAAUUGGAGAGCAGCAACUAAAUACCAACUCAGUGCGCAAAGUGUUGAAGACCGUAACAGUACUCAAACUUCACACGAUAAAGUAAUUGAUCCUGAAAAACAUGCACCUACUCAAGGAAUUUUUGAUAAAAAUGGGAUAAAGGGUGGCUUGAAAAGUAUUUCUUUACUCACAUCAAAGUUAGCAAAGCCAUCUACUAUGUUUGUGUCAUCUACGGAGGAGUUAAACCAAAAGUCUUUGUCUGGACCAUCUAGUUUGGGUAAAUUCACCAAAGGCACAUUAUUAGGAAGGACUUCAUAUUCUUCAGUCAGUGCUCCAAAAUCACAGUUGAAUGGAUUGUAUGGAAACCAUUCAGCUGGUAGCAUACAAAGGCCUAGAGCAAACUCCUGUGCCACAAGAAGCAGUUCUGGAGAAGGCUUAGCACAAUCCCUAGACAAUAUUAAAUCUCUUACUUGUGAAAAAAUGGUAAGGUCACAAAGUUUUUCACAUUCCAUUCAGAAUUCAUUCCUUCCACCUUCAUCUAUAACCAGAUCACAUUCCUUCAAUAGAGCUGCAGAUCUUACAAAGCCUUAUCAGAACCAACAGCUACCCAUUAGAGUGCCUCUGAGGUCAAGUAUGCUAGCAAGAAAUUCCCGGCAGUCAGAAGUACUCAAUGGGAAUGAUCACCUAGGGUAUGGAUUUAAUAGGCCUUAUGCUGCUGGUGGAAAGAAGUUGGCUUUACCAAAUGGCCCAGGUGUAACUUCCACUUUGGGUUAUAGGAUGGUUCAUCCCUCUCUACUGAAAUCUAGUCGACCUCCAUUUUCUGGCACUAUCACAGUUGAUGGUAAUAAAAAUUCACCUGCUGAUCCAUGUGUAGAAGAAGAUGCUGAGCUUAUGGCUAAGGAUGGAGCUACUAAUAAGGACCAAGAACUAAUUGAAAAUGAUAGUUAUAGAACAGAAAAUGACCAGACCAUGAAGCAUAAUGCUAAAAUUAGAUACCUGAGUGAUGAUGUGGAUGAUAUUUCCUUGUCAUCUUUGUCAUCUUCUGAUAAGAAUGAUUUAAGUGAAGACUUUAGCGAUGAUUUUAUAGAUAUAGAAGACUCCAACAGAACUAGAAUAACUCCAGAGGAAAUUUCUCUCAAAGAAGAAAAGCAUGAAAAUGUACCACCAAAGGAUAUAUUUGAUUCUCCCAAGGAAAAUGAAAAAACUAAAACUGACGAGUGGAUAGAUAUAAGUGUCUCUGCAAUUGAAGACAGGAGUGAAUGUACAAAACAUACUUCUGGGAGCAACUUGAUUUCACCAGAUACUGAUUACAGAGCUGGUUCUUCAUUUGAGCUCUCUCCAUCUGAUAGCUCUGAUGGAACAUACAUGUGGGAUGAAGAGGGUUUGGAGCCCAUUGGAAAUGUCCAUCCAGUUGGGAGUUAUGAGUCCUCAGAAAUGAACAGCAUAGAUAUUCUAAAUAAUCUUGAAUCAUGUGACCUUGAGGACGAUGACCUUAUGCUUGAUGUGGAUCUGCCUGAGGAUGCACCUCUUGAUAAUGUGGAGUGUGACAAUAUGAGCCGCUUUGACCGGUCAGACAGAAAUGUUCGGCAGUCUCAGGAAGGAUUUUGGAAAAGGCCACCCCAGAGGUGGAGUGGACAGGAGCAUUACCACCUCAGCCAUCCUGACCACUAUCAUCACCAUGGAAAAAGUGACUUGAGCAGAGGCUCUCCCUAUAGAGAAUCUCCUUUGGGUCAUUUUGAAAGCUAUGGAGGGACCCCCUUUUUCCAGGCUCAGAAGAUGUUUGUAGAUGUACCCGAAAACACAGUGAUAUUAGAUGAGAUGACGCUCCGGCACAUGGUCCAAGAUUGUACUGCUGUAAAAACUCAGUUACUCAAACUGAAACGUCUGUUGCAUCAGCAUGAUGGAAGUGGUUCACUGCAUGAUAUUCAACUCUCAUUGCCGUCCAGUCCAGAACCAGAAGAUGGUGAUCAAAUAUAUAAGAAUGAAGAUUUAUUAAAUGAAAUAAAACAACUUAAAGAGGAAAUAAAGAAAAAAGAUGAAAAAAUCCAACUAUUAGAACAUCAGCUUGCAACUCGGUGUAACUGCCACCAAAAUUCUAAAGAGGAAAAAUGCACAUAUGCUGAUAAAUAUACUCAAACACCCUGGAGAAGAAUUCCUCCUCAAGUACUACAGCCUUCCAGCAGCCUUCCCAGACCCACAGACCACGCCCAGGGAAAACUAAUAAAGCCGCAGCAUAUCGAGGCCCACAGUGAGUGCACCGUCCAGGGCAUACAGCAGAGUGUGGCACAUCUGGAUGAAAGCUUUACACACGGCUUACAACAAGAAAGCAGCUGUGAUCUGGAAGACCGGCCUUUUUCUUCAAGCCCACAAUUCGCCGAGGAUGGGGCGAAGAGUACAUCUUCUGAAGCAAACUUGAACAUGACCACGAAUGCUCAAGAGCCUUAUCAUUCGGCAAAUAAUCAAAUUAGUGACAUGCAAUUUGUACCUACUUCCCUUCAGACACUUCCCCAGUCAAGUACAGUAGACCAGACUAAGAGAGUUGGAAGAAAUCAGUCUUCACUGGAGGGCUAUACGUCCCAGCCCAAGUCCUUACCGCUUUUUAAGCCAUCCAUCUCAAAUUCUUUGGUACCUCCUCCAGUUUCUGAAUCAUCUCCAAGUAGAAAUCCCAUUUAUAAAAAGUCGUCAGUAACCACACCAUGGAAUUCAUCAAAACUUCAGCCAACAUCUAGUCAAACAAAUCUUGCAAGUAAUCCAAAUCCAAAAGCAUCUAAGCUCCGCCCCCCUUCUGGCUCUUUUAGACAAAAACAAAUAAGCAGCUCCCAACUAGAGCCUCAAAACUUCCAGGCCAAGACAAGCAUCCCAAGGCCUCUAAUAAGAAGAAAAGAAAUCAUGCAGAAUCUGAAUGGCAAUUUGAAUUCUGGGGAUUGUUUGGCCUCUAAUCGAUACUCCCGUCUUCCUAAACCAAAGAUACAUUAAGUGCGUAGCCAUCACCUGCCAAUUUGUUUUUUUAAAAAACAAUCUGUUCUGUAAUAGCUUUAUGUGCAGUUUGCUACCAUGAUGGAGGUUCCAUUGAAAGCUUGCAAAUCUUAAAAUUAAAAUGUGGAAGCUUCUAAUAGUUUGGCUCUUCCAUUUUAUAUCCUGGUUGAAGUACACGGCAUUUGAGCAUAUUUGUCUCAGGUAAACACAAAAGUUUGCUUACCCAUUUCAGAGGCCUACUGAAGGCUCUAAUUAAUGUUAUCCAUCUCUCUGCACAUCAGAAAGUUCAUAAUAUUCCACUUAGCAGGCAAGAAAUGUGCUUUGCUCAUUUAGUCCUUUUAAGGUCUGUAUUAAAUGUGGUUCUUAGAGCCUCACCCUUUUUCACUUGUCCCUCCUGUGAAUAUGGUUACUGUUUUAACUAGAGAUAUGGUGAUAAUUGAAGAUGGUAGACUAUAAGUAAAAUUCUGGCCAGUGAUUUGUGUAUUCAAAAGGUCUAUGCAAAAGCUUUGUGAUGAAUAAAAGAGAUCAGGCUUUUAGUGGGAAGUCUAUGUAAGUUUUGUUUUUCCUUGCUAGGAUCAGCCAGUUAGUCUCAGUAUUUAUUUAUUUACCAAACUCUGCUGGCUAAAAAUGUUUCAUGUGAUAUAAAAACCAAUUAUAUGUUGCUUUAGUAUCCUGUUUUGCGUGCGCGCGUGCACACACAUACACAGACACACAACAUUUGUAUUUGAUUUUGUUACUCCAUAGAUUUUGGAAAGCUUGGAUUAUAUCUUGAAGCCUAUACCUGAAGGUGUAUUCAUUUUGUAACAUGUGUUGUUGGUGCUAGAGUUUUCCUGGUAGUUGUUUCGAAUCCUAUAGGCUUCUGGAUCCAUGAUAGCUGUUUUAAAGUUCCACAGCUUAUAUUUUAAAUUAAGUCUUUAUUUUGAUAUUUAUAUUUAUUGACUUUCUGCUAAUAUCUGAAGACUGGAAUAAUGGACUUGAAAUGUUUGCACAAACUUUGGUGAGUUAUAAAUACCCCACAGAGAAGGAUUGAAACUAUUUUCUAUAGCAAAACAGUUAAAAUAUUUUGAGAAUAAUUAUAAACUUAAGUACGACUAUCUUGAGAAAGCUGAAAAAAAUUUUUUUUUUUUUAAGAGUUUUCCAGGUUUCCCUUUUAUGUUAGUGUGUUUGAAUGGCAGUUUCUUGAGAAGUAGAUUUGGGAUGAAAAAUAGAAUUGGAGAGGGACAUUGUAUUUUAUUAAAAGGUAUUAAAGGUGAUCCUAAUGUUCUAGGAAGGUAGCUGGGGAACUGCCAAGGGACCAUAUGCUCUAACCCAAUCAUGCUGCCGGCCACUCAUCAGAUGGUUCAGUAAAUUUGCCCUCUGUUCUCCCAAAUCAUGUCAUCUUGAGGCUGUUCACCUGUUGCUGCUUUAAUUAGAAUUAAUGCUUUUCAGACAGAUAGCCUUUUGUUGUAAUCAGCUGACCAAAAAUGUAUCAUAAGGGAUUAUGACCAAAAACUUAGUCACUCAAAUUCUAAGGAUUACAUUUUAAAAAUGUUCACUGGUGAAAUUGCCCUUUUUAAGAAAAACAACAGCAAGUGCUUUAGUGGAAAUUUUGAAAGAGCUGUUUACUGUCAUUUUGAUGCAGUCUUCCCUUACCUCCCAGAGGACCAUUCAAGUGAAUCUGCCAUUCACUGGAUAUGAAAAUCAUUCUUGGAUUGGUAAGUGGUGAGCAACACAAAUCUAGUACCAGAGUCUCAUUCAGCAGCACUUUUGUCAGAGAAACACUAAAGUUCAGAAAGAUUUUCACAUAGUCCAGAUAUUGUUAGUGUAAAGUACUCAGACAUAUCAGCAAAGCUCUUCUUUGUUCCUAGAGACAGGAAGUGAUGGCUGGCAGCUGUAAGUGGGUACAUGUGGUGUAUCAUCUUGAAGGAGAAAGAUAACUGAUCUCAUAUAUUGCAAAUGGGAUGUUAUCACACUAUAUUUUCCUAAAGUAAACAUUGAUGAAUUGGUUUUUGGUUUGUUUAGAAGUUGGUGUAGACUCUUGUGAAACAUUAUUUACAAGUAAUCCUUUAAGGGAAAAGUUCAAAACUUUUACUUUAUUUUUGACUCCCUAGUCUGAGGGAAAUAGCUUUUAUAUAAAAAUGUUGACUCCUGCAAUUUGUUUAUUCCAGUCUUUUUCCUGCUCUAUUUUUUCUUCCUGAUGAAUUUAUAGAAAUAUUAACCCAUCAGUUUAUCAACUUCUCUGUGCUUUUGUUGAGCCACAGUCUUGGCUCAGCAAUGUAAUAAUGAAGCAUAAUAUAUUUAAGAGAAAAAAAUCUAGGAUGCUUGUACAAAACAAGUUUUGCCUGCAGUUUGCUUUUAAAAACUGCAUGAAUAUUUCUUUUAAAACUGCUCCAUGGCAAUGAAGUCAGAAAUGAGGUGAGGAUGUAACUCACCUGAAUAAUCAGGGAUCACUCUCAGAUUUGGCUUGAUCUCUGUUUAGUGCUUCUCUAAGUCAACUCUGUGCCAAAUCCUCCUCUAUGUAAAACUCAGAUCGCUUUUUUUCUGAGUUCUUGUGAUUUCGGUGAAGAUGGCUGCAUAUAUGAAUUAUAAAUCCUGAAGAAAAAGUUUUGUGGGGGUUGGUUAAGUUUCACAUUCGUGAGUGAGAAAAGUAAUAGAGCAUGUAGAAUUAGACAUUCGGCUGUUGAUGGGAUGGACGUAUAUCAGAUUCUUUAGAGAAAGCUUGGCCUAAGGAGUUAAUCAGUACAGGUGCAGAUGAUUUUAAGGCAUUAAACAAAGGAUUAUAUAGUUAUAUCACUUAGAAUGUUUCUAAUAACUGAGACCCUCUAGCAUUUUUCUUUUGGAGUCUCAUUUUAAUUUGUGCAAUAUUUUCAGGCAUAUAGACUACUGUUCAUUGUAUUUAUAUAGAUGUUAGGGAACUUAGUAAGUAUUUUAACAAGUAAAAAUCUGAAUAAUGAGAGAAGGUAUCAGACUUGCACUUUAAAUAAGCUUAAUUGCUUGGAGUUGUGCCUGAAAUAUCAAAAUGCCUCUUGGGCGUGGCUUUCUUUGUUCAAAUGAAUUUCUCUGUAAUUGUUGCUGUUUGAAGUACAGCCUUUCACAGAAUUAUAUCCUCAGCAUGUCACUUUACUCAUUAAAGCACUAAGUUCUUUGAAUGUUUCAUGGUACCCUUAAGUAUUUUACUCAGUGUGUCAAAGAGAACAUGAUUCCCCCCACCAUAGCUGUCACUUCUGGUCUUCCUGUAGCAUAGAUGGUUGUUACAGACACAGAAGUGCACUUUUCAGUUUCUGAGCAGAGUUGUCAUGAUGGUUUCCUGGUCUCUGGGGCACUGACGAUGUAAUUUGGAGUCACCAGCUAGGCUUGCAAUGAAGUUCAGUAAGACUGCAGCAUAGUUUCCGUUUACUCUUCCUGUUACACAGUAGUUUUCAUGUUUAUGCAUUAGUUUGGGUGGUUAUGUUUGCAUGCCUAUGUGCACAUUUGAAAAUUAAUUAAGCUGUAAUACAAAUCCCUGAUGUUUUUCCUUGAGGAUGAUGGCCUUGCUAUUUUUCUUCAUUCUGAUGCUUGAAUUAUAUUUUCUAAUUUUCUUUCCACACUUCCCUUCAGUUUUUCUGCUGCAGCAAUUUGAAAGAAUACACUUGGAUAAAUGAUGAUGAUUGUGGGUGCCAAUCUACAACUAUGCUAUUAAUUAAAGUUACAUAUCAUAUAUUAUAACUGCGUUGGGGAAAAGCUACCCACUUUCUCCUCGUUAGAGCGUCACCAUAACAAAAUAAUACUGACCCUACAAAUUUGAAGUCUCUAAGUCAUUACUAACUAAAAACAAAAACACCACAGUUUUUAAUAUCUGCAGUAUUGUUUUCCCCAUUGAUUUUAAAAACCAGAGUAAAUACUGUAUAUUAGAAUUUGCUUGUAAAAUGAGUUAUAAAAAUUGGAUGUAAAGUCUCUUUCCUGAAAAUGUUGGCAUAGUAAAUAAAAAUAAAGUUCAUAAUUAUGAAA
Messenger RNA from Lutra lutra (Eurasian river otter), 7491 nucleotides. RefSeq names its product coiled-coil serine rich protein 2 (gene CCSER2). Gene Ontology annotation, molecular function: microtubule binding. NCBI's taxonomy places the organism in Eukaryota, Metazoa, Chordata, Mammalia, Carnivora, Mustelidae. The coding region runs from base 379 to 3525 and encodes 1048 amino acids. The record is from RefSeq and is a predicted model, not a curated record. Gene Ontology annotation, biological process: microtubule bundle formation. The transcript has 11 exons. Gene Ontology annotation, cellular component: microtubule cytoskeleton.